Messenger RNA from Talaromyces marneffei, 1596 nucleotides. RefSeq lists its product as uncharacterized. Bases 1 to 1596 code for a protein of 531 amino acids. Gene Ontology annotation, biological process: phosphatidylcholine biosynthetic process. NCBI's taxonomy places the organism in Eukaryota, Fungi, Ascomycota, Eurotiomycetes, Eurotiales, Trichocomaceae. The record is from RefSeq and is a predicted model, not a curated record. The transcript is spliced from 2 exons.
AUGACUGAUUCAAAUUCGCUUUCGCGGAGCAAGUCCGCCCCAACUUUACCCGAAGAAGAAGCCAUGGCUCCUCUCUCUCCAGACCUCGCCGCUGCCGAUGCAGAUGGGCUUUCAUCAGCGCCUGCCGAUGGUUCGAUUUCGCCUACAUCUACUCCCGGAAGGCUGUCUAGAAAUCCUUCGUUCUCAAACAGCAGCUCAUACCAGGAGGACUGGGAUACGUUUCCGCCGUUGGACAAGCUGAGCUUCUCCGAACUGUUCGAUACAUUUUCAUUGUCACAGAAGUUGGAGAAAUGGAAUCAGGCGCUGAACAUACAGCGAGAUCGAGUGCGUCGUCAGCGCGAAAAACUCAAGUCUGUUUCUGGUCUUGCCAAAGAUCGCGUCGUGGAUGAAUGGAGGAAAAGAGUCCCAACUGCUGAUGAGCAGUUGGACAAGUACAAAGUUCGUAUGCGGGAUUCAGUCGAUCGGUUGACGAAACAAUGGAACAAGGUAGCAACAGUAACCUUACGUGAGAAAAUAUCCUUCAUUGCCGGUGUGAUGAACAUCUUCAUCAGUGGAUACCUUAUGGGAGCCGCACCGGAGAGAUUUUAUUGGUGGUACACUGCUCAGCUUGUCUAUUUCAUGCCUAUUCGCUUGUACUCCUACCAUAAGCGAGGUUACCACUACUUUUUGGCCGAUUUGUGUUACUUUGUUAAUUUCCUAUCCAUGUUGAGCAUCUGGGUUUUCCCGAAGUCGAAGCGACUCCUGAUCGGUACGUAUUGCCUGGCUUACGGAAACAAUGCGGUCGCUAUCGCUAUGUGGCGUAACUCUUUGGUAUUUCACAGUAUGGAUAAGGUUGUCAGUGUCUUUAUCCAUAUCAUGCCACCAGCCGCUUUCCAUUGUAUUGUGCAUUUGACACCUCCUGAGAUGCUGAAGGAAAGGUUUCCAGCCGUAUGGGAUGUCAAGUUCAGUCAGCCUGGCGCACCUGAACAUUUCAGUCUAUUGGCAAUGAUGCUCUGGGCUUCUAUCCCAUAUGCGAUCUGGCAAUUAUCUUACCACCGUUGGAUCACCGUUCGUCGUGCAGACAAGAUUGCGGCCGGUCGACCAACCAGUUUUACUUGGCUUCGACGUUCAUAUGCCAAGACAUGGAUCGGUAAAUUUGUGCUCAGUCUUCCCAACAUUCUUCAGGAACCAGCAUUCAUGAUGAUACAAUAUGUCUACGCGCUAUUGACCAUGAUUCCAUGCCCCCUAUGGUUCUGGUACCGCUGGGCUAGCUCUAUUUUCAUGCUCGUCGUGUUCGUCUGGAGUAUCCACAACGGCGCAACUUAUUACAUAGAUGUCUUUGGGAAGCGGUUCCAGAAGGAAUUGGAACAGCUGAAAAAAGAUGUCGCCAAAUGGCAAGCCAGUCCAGACUAUGCCACAAGUCCACUUCUUGCACCCGGUCUUGCUACCGAUCCAGGCUCCCGGUUACUUAAUGACCUGGCUACAACACCCGGCGAGGAAUUAGACAAGUCUAGUCUCGAGCGUCUUCCGACUCUUGAUGCCCUGUCUGAUACUACUGGUGCCCAGCCUCGUGCGCCAGACGCCGCAUCUGCUUUGCGAAACCGGACAGCCGCUUAA